UCCGACACCAUGGUCAACUCCUGUUGUGGCUCUGUCUGUUCUGAGGAGGGCUGUGGCCAAGGCUGCUGCCAGCCUAGCUGCUGCCAGACCACCUGCUGCAGGACCACCUGCUGCCGCCCCAGCUGUUGUGUGUCCAGCUGCUGUAGGCCCCAGUGCUGCCAGCCUAGCUGUUGCCGCCCCAGCUGCUGUAUCUCUAGUUGCUGCCGCCCCACCUGUUGCAUUUCUAGCUGCUGCAGGCCUUCUUGCUGCCGCCCCAGCUGCUGUGUGUCCAGCUGCUGCAGGCCCCAGUGCUGCCAGUCUGUGUGCUGCCAGUCCACCUGCUGUCGCCCAAGCUGCUGCAGGCCCAGCUGCUGUGUGUCCAGUUGCUGCCGCCCCUGCUGUAGCAGUUCCAGCUGUUGUGGAACCAGCUGCUGCAGACCCAGCUGCUGCAUUUCUAGCUGCUGCCGCCCCAGCUGUUGCCAGACCACCUGCUGCCGCCCCACCUGUUGCCAGACCAGCUGCUGCCGGCCCAGCUGCUGUGUGUCCAGCUGUUGCAGGCCCCAGUGCUGCAUCUCUAGUUGCUGCCGCCACAGCUGUUGCCAGACCACCUGCUGCCGCCCCACCUGUUGCCAGACCAGCUGCUGCCGCCCCAGCUGCUGUGUGUCCAGCUGUUGCAGGCCCCAGUGCUGCAUCUCUAGCUGCUGCCGCCCCAGCUGUUGCCAGACCACCUGCUGCCGCCCAGCAUGCUCUAGUGGUUCUUGCUGCUGAGCACUGUCACCGACAGUCUCCUGUCCUUCACCACCCACCA
Molecule: messenger RNA, 787 nt
Organism: Acomys russatus (golden spiny mouse)
Lineage: Eukaryota; Metazoa; Chordata; Mammalia; Rodentia; Muridae
Product: keratin-associated protein 4-12-like
Exons: 1
Coding region: 10-747 (245 amino acids)
Cellular component (GO): keratin filament
Source: RefSeq, a predicted model, not a curated record